AAAAACAGAAAAGUUCUUAUUACUAUUUCGUGAAUAACUAAAGUUCAUAGUCUACGUAGGGGCAGUACGUUAAAUUUGAUUUGAAAUGCCAUUUUCCACAAACAAAAUAUGUGUGUCUCAUAAAACGAGUGAAAUGGUAAAAGUCGUUGUGCGGUGUAGACCAAUUAAUGAAAGAGAAAAAGCUAUAGGCUGUAUAAAUGUUAUUAAAACGUAUCCCCUUGAAGGAGUAGUUGAAAUUUAUGAUGUAAACAAUAGUAAAACAAAUCUUUGUAAAGUGUUUAGUUUCGACAGAGUAUUCGACAAUAAUUGCAGCCAACAAGAAAUGUAUAAUGCUGUGGUUAGGCCUCUUGUUAUUUCUAUUCUCGGUGGAUUCAACUGCACUAUUUUCGCAUAUGGACAAUCAAGUGCAGGGAAGACAUACACAAUGGAAGGAAUUCUAAAUGAGGAUAAGUAUAAAGGCAUAAUCCCUAGAACGUUUGAGCAAAUAUUUGAUCACAUAUCUAGUUCAUAUAACAUGCAGUAUUUAGUGCGAGCUUCUUAUUUAGAAAUUUAUCAAGAUGAGAUAAGAGAUCUGCUAAAUACAAACUACAGUCAGAAGUAUGAACUUAGAGAAAGUAAAGAGCUGGGCGUUUACGUAAAAAACAUCACGUCCACGGUUUGUAAAAAUGUAAAACAAAUGAUGAUGUUAAUAUUAAAGGGUCAGCGGCGAAGAUCUAUUGGGACAACUGACCUGAAUGAUCGGAGCUCUCGAUCACAUGCAGUAUUCACUAUUACAGUAGAGAUGCGAGACACUGGAGGACCACUGGAGAAUCGGGUUCGUGUAGGAAAACUUAAUCUAGUUGAUUUAGCUGGUAGUGAACGUCAAAGCAAAACCAACUGUGAAGGCAUAAGACUGAAAGAAGCAAGUAAAAUAAACUUAUCGUUAACUGCCCUCAGUAGUGUAAUAUCUGCUUUGGCAAGUGGCAAGGAACUCCACAUUCCAUAUAGAGAUUCAAAACUGACGCGCCUUCUGAGAGAUUCAUUGGGUGGCAAUUCGAAGACCUUAAUGAUAGCUAAUAUUGGGCCGGCCGACUUUAAUUGUGUCGAAACCUUAAAUACUCUUCGGUACGCUUCUAGGGCUAAAAACAUACUAAACAAACCACGAAUAAAUGAAGAUCCAAUAGAUACACUCAUUAGAAAAUAUCAAGAUGAAAUUUCAAGAUUAAAAUGUCAACUGGCAGAAAAGAAGUCACUGAAAGAACCAAGAAUUGCAUGUGAGAUACCCUUACAAUGUAUGGGCGAUAGCAGUACUAUAGCCAAUGAAGUACAAUCAGUGAAUGAAUCGAAUAUAAUUAAUUGUAAUGAAACCAAAUUACUAGGAAGAUAUUGUGCCAACAACGAGGAAGAAAGUCAAUUAGAGAAAAGCAUAGAGCUUGAAUCAGAAUUAAACAAUUUAAUGAAACGAAUCGAUUCAAUGGAAAGCAAACUUCUCUCGGGUUCUAACGCAGAAACGUCUAGCAUUUUUGAGCAUACCAAUGAGCAGCAGAUCAUUUUAGAUGCUAAAUCUAAAGAGAUAGAAAAAAGUAAACUUAGAGAAAGGGAUAUGGAGAACUUGAUAGAAAUGAAAAAAGAAACUGCGAACGAGAUGAAAAAGGAAUAUACGAAUCUCCAGCAAGAAAUAGAAAUAAAAUCAAAACAACUUAAUCAGUACUAUAGGGAACUUAAAAAUGUUAGACAAGUCACAAAAGAAGUUGUAGCAGAUUUCAAUUCAGACAGGAGAGAGUUGGAAAUUAUGAGUUAUGACCUACUUAAGGACUUAAAGUUGAGGCUGUUAAUAUUAGAAUGUUUCGUUCCUUAUGAAGAUCACAGACGGAUUCUUUCCAAACUCCAUUACGAUGAAGAAUUAGACUGUUGGGCGGUUUCUUCAGACCACGAAGUUGAUUCUACUCUUUCUCAGCUUCAGUGUUUCAAUUUUAUGAGAAGACCAGUUUCCAUGUACACCCUAUUUAUGAGCAGAAGAGUAAACCACAUAUUUAGAUGUGACCGGACUAUGGAAAAUAAACAAAAUACAUUCCGUUUCAAAGAAGAAAAUAUUCUUGAUCUUGACCUAGUUGGUUCUACGCGUACUACCAAAGACUACGAGCUUAACAAGAAUGUAACAAAUACGAUAAGCUCAAUUCUUCAGACUGCUCUUAAACAAGAAGACGAUAUUAACAUUGAUGCUGCCAAUCCAAUGUUCAGGGACUUCUCUUUUAAACCGAAGCGAGUAGAUAGAAUGUUUACCCAGCCAAUCAUAACAAAUCAAGAGAUACAUAAAAUAAAGCGAUGUCCUUCCAUAACCUAUACACCAGUAUAUCCCAAAGCCCGUGGACUCGUUCCUAAAUAAAUGCCGGCAUGAAUACAACUUAUAAAAAUUGUUCAUAUAAUUUCACAAAACAUUGAUUGGUAUGUUUUGUAUUAAAUGAUUUUAAAGAUAUUAUUUAUUUUUGGAACGAUAAACAAAAAAUAAAGAUUUGAUCCUUGAAACAUAAUUACAUAGCCUAUGUCUGAAAUGUCU
Homalodisca vitripennis (glassy-winged sharpshooter) is the source of this 2536-nucleotide messenger RNA. Its product is annotated as kinesin-like protein KIF3B. The transcript has a single exon. Gene Ontology annotation, molecular function: microtubule binding; microtubule motor activity; ATP binding. Lineage: Eukaryota; Metazoa; Arthropoda; Insecta; Hemiptera; Cicadellidae. The record is from RefSeq and is a predicted model, not a curated record. Gene Ontology annotation, biological process: microtubule-based movement. Bases 86 to 2365 code for a protein of 759 amino acids.